CUUGCGUCCGGAAGUUCAGUUUCAUUGACGGGAGAAAUUUAAGGAUAUUUCUCGAAGGGCUGUUGGACUAACAUUGGUUUCUACAGAAAAAAAGGAUAUAUCAAACCUUUGGGUGAAGAGCCUCCAGAUGUGCUGGAGCAGCCCACAAGUUGGCGCAAGAACCGAGUUUUCGAAGGGAAGUAUCUAUUCUUGAGGACUGCUGUUAGGUGGCUUGGUGAUAUGGAACCUGCUAGUAUUGGGAACCUAUGUAUUUUGUACCAGAGCACAGAUUUCCUGGUGGUGAAUAAGCAUUGGGAUAUCCGCAUUGACAGUAAGAUGUGGUUUGAGAAUCUCACAGUCCAGUCUCAGCUGAAGCACCGAUUUCCUGAGCUUGCAGACCCAGAUACCUACUAUGGGUUUAGAUUUUGUCAUCAGCUGGAUUUCUCCACCAGUGGGGCGCUGUGUAUUGCUCUCAAUAAGAUGGCAGCUGCCAAGGCCUAUCGGUGUUUCCGAGAUCGUCUGGUAACCAAGAUUUACCUAGCUCUGGUCAGAGGUCACAUUUCUUUGGACAGAAUGACCAUAAAUCAUGCAAUUGGUAAAAAUACAACAAGAGGAAUGACACACAUGAUGUGUACUGAAGGAAUGCCCGGUUGUCAAAAUCCCAAGUCUUGUCAGACUGAGCUGACUGUUUUGGAAAGAGGUCUCUACAGUGGAGAUCCAGUUACAAAAGUACUCCUCCAACCGUUAACAGGUCGGACGCAUCAGCUGAGGGUUCAUUGCAGUUCUGUGGGGCAUCCCAUAGUGGGUGACUUCACCUACAGUUUCAAGACAGAUAGCAAGCCUUACCGUAUGAUGCUUCAUGCCUAUUACCUGCGGAUUCCAGUGGAAGGAGAGUUAGUAGAGGUGACCACGCCUGACCCCUUCACACCCGUGAUGGACAGUAAUUGGGAAAUGGAAUUGUAUGUCAAUAAUCUACAUAAUAUAAUCAGGGAACUAAAAUUGAAAUGUAUGACAGAUCUGUGUGAUAGGAAUUCUAUUCUUGGAGUUCAGGCUGAAAAAUUACAAGUAAAAAAGUAUAGUGAAGAGACAAAGGAAGAAAGAGAAAAGUGUCUGGAGUGGUUAAAUGAGUGGGCAGUAAGUUAAUAUUUAUGACAUUUUUGUAAUGAAAAGGGUUUUGCCUUGAAGUUGCAUAUUAGAGACUUACAUGGUGGUUUCCUGACUGGAUGGAUGGAACUCCAUUGUUGACCAAGUAUAUAGGGGCAAUCAGAUUUGCUGUGUGCCUAUAUUGUUUUAUUAGUACUGACCAGUCUCACCCCCAUGUGUCUCAUGUUUAUAGGAUUAACAUCUCUGUUGACAUCCUCAUCUUCAGAUUUAUUUUUGAAUCUUUUGGUGAAUGUCUUUGAAAGCUGUUCUUCUUCUUCGGCUAACAUGAGCCUUGAUGUACUGAUGACCACACAACUACAGAAAUAUGCUAUUGACAUGAUUUUAGUUAACUAUGUUUUUUAAAAUAGGCUUUUAAAAUAACAAAAUUUCCCAGUAUAAGAGGAAAUCUAAUUUCUUUUAAAGUUAAGAUUUUUUUUAAAGAUAAUAUAAUAUUUAUGUUGAGAAUUUGGGGGAGGGGAGUUAGCAGCUGUAGUAGAUCCUGGCUCCAAACUAUAUGUCACCUCUUUUACUUUACUUUAUUGUCACCAAACAAUUGAUACUAGAACAUACAAUCAUCACAGUGAUAUUUGAUUCUGCGCUUUCCGCUCCCUGGAUUACAGAUAUUAAAUAUUUAAAAUAGUAAAAAUUAGUAAAUAUUAAAAAAUUAAAUUAUAAAUCAUAAAUAGAAAAUAGAAAAAUGAAAAGUAAGGUAGUGCAAAAAAAAACAGAGAGGCAAGUCCGGAUAUUUGGAGGGUACGGCUCAGAUCUGGGUCAGGAUCCAUUCAGCAGUCUUUUCACAGUUGGAAAGAAGCUGUUCCCAAAAUGGCCGUACGAGUCUUCAAGCUCCUGAGCCUUCUCCUGGUGGGAAGAGGGACGAAAAGUGUGUUGGCUGGGUGGGUCAUGUCCUCGAUUAUCCUGGCAGCACUGCUCCGACAGCGUGCGGUGUAAAGUGAGUCCAAGGACGGAAGAUUGGUUUGUGUGAUGUGCUGCACCGUGUUCACGAUCUUCCUUCAGUCUUGGACAGGACAACUUCCAUACCAGGUUGUGAUGCACCCUAGAAGAAUGCUUUCUAUUUUAUUGGCUUUCACUGAGUACUGAGCUGCACACUUGUCUAGAGAGUCGUCUUUUACUCCCGAUUCAUUUAUGAUCAUCACCUCCUUUGGGGUUUUACCGCAGCAUAUAGUACAUCGACGAUCCCCAUAUCAACAUUCUCUGCGAUUCUUUGGUUCACUCUCCCAUCUCCACAAAAUGCUUCCUUUCUUGCCACUUCCCCAUGGAAACAGCUGCCCUUUUAACUCUACCUUUUCUACUCUACAGGGGCCCAAACUAGGACGUGAAGCAUCAAUUCACCUGCUCUUCCUCAAAUUUACUGCAUUGAAUUGAGUACUCAAGUUCUGGUCUCCUGUAGAUAUUGCAGAUUGGUGACCUCUCUUUAUUAUGCAAUGCUGAUCCUGAUUCCAUUCUCCUGUCAUUUAAAUUUUCUGCUUCUACUGUGUUUUAUCAGCCUUCUGCAUUGCUUCAGUGGUGUUUAAAGUGACCUUGAGGAAGAGCACCUUCUAUAUGAGUACAUCUAAGCCAUUGCAACAUAAUAUUGAUACAACAAUAUCAGGAACCACUUUUUUUUAUUAAUCUUCACUGAUGUUGAACUUUUUCUGUUUCAAUUAAUUUCCUCCUUUCAUCUGCAACUGCUGAUUUUUUAAAGUAAUUAUUACCUUGAUAAUUACUUCACCCCGUGCUCUCCUUGGAAAUGAGCAUGCUUGUUUCCUCACCAUUCCAGUUCUAUCAAAAGAACCCUAAGCAUGUACAGUAAUGUGUUUCUUUCUCCAUUGACGCUACCUGACAUACUGAGUGUUUCCAGCAUUCUCUGUCUUUGUUACAGAUUUCAGCAUCUGCAAUUCUUUUUUUUUUGCUUCAACUCUUGAGUAUUAGUUUUUUAAUGUAAUUUUAGUUCAGGGGCAAGUUUAAUUUUGGUGCAAAUGAUCUUGCCAUAAUAUUCAAAAAAGUUCCUAUAAUAUCAAUGUAAAUCAGAAAGAACUAAUCAAAUUUAGUGGGACUGAAGCUUUAAAACCAGAAUCAAUCCACAAGUUGGGCAUUGCCACUAAAGAAAUGUGUUUAUGUUUUGGGGACAACUGUUCUGGUGUCAAAGUUAAACUUUGUUGAUACCAUAGAGAGUGUGCCUUUCAUAGUUUGCUAAACAGUUGAUAAGGGAGGAGGAGCAUGUACUGCCAUUAAAGACACGACACAGAAAGAAGAAAUAGUAACAAUGCUGUAUAUGCUAACCAGGUGGUCCAGCACCAAAAGGAAGAAUCUCAUUGGCUUCAUGCCUCCUCCCUGUUUCUCUGUUGACAUCAACAUGGUCUCUCAAGUACCCAUCAAUGGUCCACCAUUGAUUUCCUUAGAGUAAUUAGCCAAAUAUUAUUGGUUGUUUACAUUCUCAAAAUAUUUGAGUGCAAUCAUCUUUUAAUGUUUCAAAUAAACUAUACAAACACCUUUUUUAUAUACCUGUCUAAAUUAUUUUUAAGCAGGUUUCACUAUUCUACUGCAUUAUAAAAAUACUUGGUUCAGAACCUAAUGAACUGUAUUCUCUAAUAAACACUGUUUUUCAGAGUAACCAGAAAAGCAAAAGCUUGCUGCUUACAAGGACAAGUCAAGUUUAUGGUUUUCUGCCAAUUCCCCGUAUCGUAGUUUAACUCAAAACACAGGGUGUGUUCCUAGUGUUGUGAGAUGUAGCAUGCUCAUUUACCUCCAAUGGAGUGCACAGACAUUCCUCAGUUACUGCUAUUGCAUCUGUUCCAAACAAGAUUACCUUCUGUUUAGGAAGAGUUACUAUGAACUGGGAUUUACUGAACAAAUAAUGAUGGAUUUCAGAUCAAGGAUGGGCAAUACAUGCUGGCCUUGUUAAUACACUGUGUUUUGCCAUGUGAGUAUAUUGCCCAACUACCCUGAUGAGCACCCUUCUUGAACAGCUGCAGCCUAUUGGAUGAGGAUGUGUCAUACAGUAGAGAAAGAAGCCCUUUGUCCCUUUUCACCCAUACCUAUCUUGUACCUAUCUAUACUAAUCAAAUUUACUGACAUUAGAUCCAUAAUCUCUGUUUAGGCAAUUUGGGCGCUUGGCUGGAUGCUUCCCAAGCACUGAGGCUAUCUGUUUCCACUACCUCUUAAAGGUAGUGUGUUCCUGUUUCCAACCAUACUCAUGUACAGAAACCCAGAGCUGGAAGUUUCAGAGUGCUGUUGGCUAUGUUUCCUAAAUUAUCCCUAUAGAAUUUGAAUGUAUUCCCAGAUAAUCAUUGAGAGCUGCUUGGGAGUCAGGUUACUGAUAAUGCUAGCAUUUGCAGUUCCUUCAUUAUCUUUCUCUAUCAAAAUGUGAAACAAUACUUGUACCCAACCUGUGGAGUGCUUUCCAAAGAAGACUAAAUAGGGAAUGACUUGUCCUGUUUCUGACUAGCUCAUUAGGGUAACUUGGUUGGCAUGGACAAGUUGGGUGGAGGGUGCCUGUUCUCCAGGCUAUACACCUGUGACUGUAAUAGAGGUUGGACAAUCAGUGCUGGUUUUACGAGAAUUGCCUGUAUCUUGCAAGUCACUGCAAUAGGAUAGGAAAAGAAAUUGUGAUCUUUAAUUUCAAACUAUUACACAAUAUUUAAAACAAACUGAUUUUAUACAAGUCAUGGGUGAUAAUUUACUGGAGGGCCAAUGAGUAUAUACACACACAAAAUGCUGGAGGAACUCAGCAGACCAGGCAGCAUCUGUGGAAAAGUGUACAGUUGACUUUCAGAAUCAGGUUUAUUAUCACUGGCAUGUGUCGUGAAAUUUCUUAACAUAGCAGCUGCCGAAAGUAACCCUUUAACUGAAUACUUUACAUUACCACAGGAAGUUCAUAAAGCAUCAGUGUUUUAUAAAAUGUUCAAGCAUUCUGUGGGUGAAUGGUGUAACAAUCUCAAAGCAGUAUGGCAGAAGGAUCUUGGAAGCGAUGUUGAAGAUAAUGAGUGGUCAAAUAUUUUAUCAAAUGUGGGUAGACAUAUUAGGGAAGUGAGAGGGAAAUUUAUUCAAUAUAAGAUAGUACGCAGAUAUUAUUGGACACCAACUAGACUCUACAAAAUGGGGAUUGUUGAUAAUAAUUUAUGCUGAAAAUGUAAAAAUGAAGUGUCACAUAUUUUCACAUGAUUUGGGAGCGUUCCAUGGUUCGUACAUUUUGGUGUAAAGUUCUUGAUCUGUUGGGGAAUUGGUGGGGUUCCGCACUGCCCUUGUGCCCACAACUUUGUCUCCUAGGUGAUAGGACAAUGAUACCUAAUGUAAACAAUGACAAGUUCACUAUUUUAAAGGUGGGUCUCAUCACAGCUGCAAGAACUAUAUUGCAAAACUGGAAAAAACCCGUAUGUCCCACUGUGAAGGAAUGGACUGAGGAAAUGAUUAAGAUUUCAUCAUAUGAACACAUGCUGGGAAGAAUUAACAGUGAGGGAA
Mobula hypostoma (lesser devil ray) is the source of this 5580-nucleotide messenger RNA. It is a transcript of the gene rpusd1, whose product is annotated as RNA pseudouridine synthase domain containing 1. Gene Ontology annotation, molecular function: RNA binding; pseudouridine synthase activity. The record is from RefSeq and is a predicted model, not a curated record. The coding region runs from base 220 to 1122 and encodes 300 amino acids. The transcript has 7 exons. Lineage: Eukaryota; Metazoa; Chordata; Chondrichthyes; Myliobatiformes; Myliobatidae. Gene Ontology annotation, biological process: enzyme-directed rRNA pseudouridine synthesis.